Messenger RNA from Dioszegia hungarica, 843 nucleotides. RefSeq names its product Tat binding protein 1-interacting protein-domain-containing protein. Gene Ontology annotation, biological process: meiotic joint molecule formation; homologous chromosome pairing at meiosis; meiotic strand invasion involved in reciprocal meiotic recombination. The record is from RefSeq and is a predicted model, not a curated record. The coding region runs from base 1 to 843 and encodes 280 amino acids. Gene Ontology annotation, cellular component: condensed nuclear chromosome; DNA recombinase auxiliary factor complex. The transcript has 10 exons. Lineage: Eukaryota; Fungi; Basidiomycota; Tremellomycetes; Tremellales; Bulleribasidiaceae. Gene Ontology annotation, molecular function: recombinase activator activity; double-stranded DNA binding.
AUGCCGCCCAAGAAAGAGCCCAAGGAGAAGCAGAUCAAGGGGGAUGAAGCCGACGAGUACCUCAAAUCAGUGAACCGCCCAUAUGCCAGCACCGAUGUCUCCGCCAACCUCAAGAACAAGGUUCCCAAAGCGGCAGCGCAGAAGGUCAUGCAAGCUCUAGCGGAUCGCGGAGAGAUCACUCUCAAGCCAUACGGCAAGCAGACUAUCUUCGUGUACAAUCAGGACAAUCUCCCAGUCAUGUCUGCAGAGGAUAUGGCGACUCUGGACGAGGAGCUCAAGUCUGCCCAGGACUCGCUGAAGGAGCAGAGGGAGCAGUUGAAGGAGCUGGAAAGGAACCUGGCGGCCGUGGAAGCCUUACCGAAGACACAAGCUCUGCCUAUCGCCAUCAAAGAGAUAGAGGAGCAGAACGCGAUGACUCUCCGCACCCUCGCCCCAUACCGCAAGAACUGCGACGAACCUCAAGUCCGACCUCUGACGCCCGAAGAGAUCAAGCAGAUCGACGCCGAGUUUGUCAAGUGGCGGAAGCAAUGGGUGGAUCGGAGGAGGAUGUACAAGAUCAUCACGGACCAAUGGGCUGAGUCCGGCGUGGGCAUCGAUGCCGAGUGGCGAGACUGCCAGGGAAUCACGGAGGACGACGACGAAGCGAUCGCACUCGAGACCGGCGAAUUCUGCAAACCUCAAGUAACCGCCCGAUCGAACGCUAAAUCCAAGGCCAAAGCCAAACCACUCACUCCACCUUCCCGACCCUCAUCCGCCGCGACAGCCGUCUCGAAACGAUCCCUCAGCGAUACUGCGAGCAGUCAAGAACCGGCCAAACCCAAGAAGAAGGCGAAGAAGGCGUAG